This is a messenger RNA of Hemicordylus capensis (graceful crag lizard), 5168 nucleotides long. It is a transcript of the gene TPRA1, whose product is annotated as transmembrane protein adipocyte associated 1. Gene Ontology annotation, molecular function: G protein-coupled receptor activity. The transcript is spliced from 12 exons. The record is from RefSeq and is a predicted model, not a curated record. Lineage: Eukaryota; Metazoa; Chordata; Lepidosauria; Squamata; Cordylidae. Gene Ontology annotation, biological process: G protein-coupled receptor signaling pathway. The coding region runs from base 887 to 2047 and encodes 386 amino acids. Gene Ontology annotation, cellular component: plasma membrane.
GAACUUUGAAUUUAACAACAAACUUGGGACAGAAUUUAACAACAACCUUCUGGUCUCGCUGCAUCAGUAAGCGAGUGCUUCGGAUGGGAUGGGGCUCGUGUGUAGAUCGUAAGGAUUUUUGUAACGUUUACAGCUGUAUGAUCAAAGAGCGUUCCCCACUUGGGGUCAGUAAGUGUGCCACGAUACGACUCCUACAAAGGGACUGCGUGUAAUUGUGCCUUUAAAUCCGUGACAUUCCUUCCCUUUGGUCCCGCCUCUCCGCUUCCUCGAUUGGCUUUUUUGGUCCCCCUUCUUUCGCUUUUGAGUCCGGCUUCUUUAUUUAGACGUCUCGUGGUUGGUUGAAAGAUUUCGGCUUCAGGGAUCGAGUCUCAAUUCGUACAUGGAGAGGGAAGAGAAUAAUCCUCCGCCUUCUCUUUUCUUCCGCGAGGUGGUUACACGUGCUUCCUCUACUGCAAAAACCAAAAAAAACCAAACUCCAGUCUGAGUGCUCCGUAGUCCACGGUACGCCGAGGAGAGCCGGCAAGCGGCGGGACUUUUUUUUGCGGCGGCGGCACAAUAGGGCUUAUUCACGACGCUCCCCCACACAGACAGCCUCCACCCCUUUUUGGACUUGGGACAGAAUCUAGGUGGCUGCAGGAUGGCCGGGCCGGAGUCACGAGAAUGAGCCCGCGAGAGAGGAAGAGUCCCUGUGCCAGCCCGCGCAGGUGACAAGGAGGCUGCGGGAGCCAGUGGCGUCUCCAGUGGUGAGGGGCAAAUAUAAGGUGUACCUGUGGCUAAUCCCGUGUGUGGCAGCUCUCACGAGAGUUUACAUGCAGAAGCACCAUGGUGAUGCGGCAGUGUGCCUUCUAUAUGCAGAUAGGGAGGAGGAGUUAAGCACUCUGGCAGGAUGUCCCCAUUGGUGACUUCUGUGAUGAGGUUCUCCAUGUAUGACAACAACACCAGCCCACCUGACACUACACUAGUGACUGCGUGGGAUAAUGUUACUUCUGUGCCCUUGACAACGGCCCACUUUGUUAAUGACACCAACAUUACUUUACCACACAAGUGCUUAUUGUUGUUGUACGAGGACAUUGGAACAUCCAGGGUUCGUUACUGGGACCUGCUGCUGCUGGUUCCCAAUGUGCUUUUCUUUGCAUUUCUUCUCUGGAAGCUGCCAUCCGCCAGGGCCAAGAUCCAUGCCACCUCCAGUCCUAUCUUUACUACCUUCUACAUACUAGUAUUUGUGGUAGCUGUGGUUGGGAUUGCUCGGGCUGUUGUCUCCAUGACUGUCAGUGCCUCUGCUGCUGCUACAGUUACUGACAAGAUCCUUUGGGAAAUCACAAGAUUCUUCCUUCUGGCUAUUGAACUGAGCAUGGUGAUCCUGGGCCUUGCAUUUGGUCAUCUGGAGAGCAAAUCAAGUGUCAAGCGUGUGUUGGCUAUCACCACGGUACUGUCGCUGGCCUACUCUGUCACCCAGGGAACACUGGAAAUCCGUUAUCCUGAUGCCAGGCUCUCGGCAGAAGACUUCAAUAUCUAUGGUCAUGGAGGAAGGCACUUCUGGCUUGCAAGCUCCUGUUUUUUCUUUCUGAUUUAUUCAUUUGUGGUGAUGCUUCCAAAAACUCCAUUGAAGGACCGCAUUUCUCUGCCAUCAAGGAAGAGUUUCUACGUCUAUGCUGGAAUUCUUGCUGUGUUGAACCUGGUGCAGGGGCUGGGCAGUGCUCUACUCUGUGCAGGGAUCAUAGAAGGCUUAUGUUGUGUCGAUGCCACCACCUUCCUCUAUUUCAGCUUCUUUGCUCCUCUCAUCUAUGUGGCAUUCCUGAAAAGCUUCUUUGGGUCUGAGCCAAAGAUCCUCUUCUCCUACAAAUGCCAGGUGGAUGAGCCUGAAGAUGCUGAUGUCCACCUCCCGCAUGCCUAUGGUGUGGCCAAGAAAGAAGGUGUGGAUUCUAGCUUCUACUCCAGCACUCAGAUUGACACUACAGCAUACCUGGAUGACAUUGCUUCCAUGCCCUAUCAUGUGGGCAGCAUCAAUAGCAUUGAUAGCGACCGCUGGAAAGCCAUCAACUCCUAAGGCAACUCAGUUUCCUUUUUGAAGAAUGCAUCUCUCCUAGAUCCCACAGAUCCAUCACAGUUUCCCCUCUGGAACCUUUCAUGUGAAUGUGUUGUCUUCUCUUUCACUUGAAGAUUAUUUUUUUAAAGUUUAAAUCCAGUGUGGAACAUAAAAUCAUGAACUAUGGUCUUCCUGGAAGGACAGCUUUUUAUCUGCACAAGAGAACAAUCCAGAUCAGCUUUAUUUGAAAAAAAUGUAUAAGUGCUGAAUCUCCGUGUUCUUGAACAUUCCAAAUAUUCAUGGUUGGACAUGACUGCAGCCUUCCACUGGUGAUAAAACACACAUGCCAUUGGAGUUUUGAGGGCUCCAUGGAGCAUAUUUAUAGCAAUCAGUAGGAUUGGAUAGAUGCAUUAUCGAUAUUCCAUUUGGGGUUUUGGAAAGUUUGGAGCACAUUCAUGUUCUCAGCAAGCCUAAACUCCCAGCAAUAACAGUGUUUGGAAAAGAAGCUGAAGGAGAAUGGGACUGUUCCCUGUUAGAUGGGUCACUGAAGUUUGGGGGGAUUUGUAAGGAGAGAAAACUCUGGGUGCUUUUGAUGGAAAGAGCAGUUUGGAGUGAAUGACCGAAUAUUCCUAGAACUCCUCACAAGGAAUUUGUAGUAAACAUGUGAGUGAUAUAAUAUAUAUCCUUGAUAUUGUAUGAGAGGGAAGAAAAAAAGCCAGCAGGGAAGGGUCUCUGUGGAACUUGUUGCUGUGCAACUGAACUACUGUAAUUUGUUGACAUGCAGCUGUGAGUUUCAUACACUGAAUUAAGACUAAAUUUUAAAGAUAAAGUUUAGCCAAGUGAGAGCUACAGAGAGGUGAUUUGCUUUUUGGUGUCAGUAGAACUCCAGAGCAAAUGGGACUAGAGAUGAAAGAGUUAAAAUGGACAGCUCCAUGAAGUAUUUCAAAAGAUAGGGCAAGAUAGAAGACCAGUUGGAAAUGCUUUGGUAGCCUGUGUGUGAGGCUGUGGGUGAUGUUUGGGAUAGCACCUAAAUGGAAUACAGGGUUGCAGUGACUUGGACAUCUAAGCUGGAGGCAGGCUGUUCAUUGGAUACGUUGUUGUGCUCUCCACUGUUCUAUGUCAUAGGCCUAGAUGGAUCAUACUAUUCAAUACAGCUUUAGGACCUGGUGACACUUUCUUGCACCUAGCAUGGAACUGAUUAAUCUCUUUUAUACUGAAAAACAUGACAUACUUCUGUCAGAACUGACAUCAGGACUUCAGAGGCUUGACUGUGGAAUCAGUGCAGUAAAAAAAGUUGUUUUUUUUUAAAAAAUAAUAAUUAAUAAGGGUGCUCUUGGUGGGAGAAAGAUCUAAUACAGGGAAUGGUAUCAUCCUGUAGACAGAAGAAGCAGAAUUGGAGGGUUGGUUCUGAACCUGCUUUUGAAGCACAUUCAUUUUGUGUGCAUGGCUUUUAUCAGUAUUGCUUUAUUACUGCCUAGGUAAGUGAAAGAUGCAAAAGUAGAAAGGAACAUUUACCCUUGUGUAGAAUAAGAACACCUGUAUUUGAAAUGAGGCUGGAUAGGGGGUAAAACGGUGAUUCAGAGUUCCAGAUACUAGGGCAAUGAAAGCAAAAACCCAAGAAACACACAGAUUUCUCUUUUGCUGCUGCUGUUACUAUUUUGUCAUUUUAGUAACAAGUGGGCUAGAUGUUGAUAAUAAGGCAGCCCUAUAGCACCAAUGCAUGGAUGACAGUUCUUUUGAAAUUAGUAAGUCUUACUUUAAAGUCGACACAUAUAGGAUUGAGGCACAAGCUGGGCAAAUGCCCUGAGCUUUCCCCACUGUGUUUAUGAACAUCACUUCCUUCAAUCAGCCUGAAGGUUCUACAUCUGAGAUUUCUGCCUGCCAGCUGCCCUUGGAUUAGAAGACAGACGCCUUGAUUAUAUUUUAAGAUGGGUUUUAAUUUUUUUUCUUUUUAAAGAAAUGACAUGAUUGAUUGCAUCUCUAUUUUGGAUGAGUUGUUAAUGCAGGUUGACAGAAUUGUUGUGGUGGAGAUGAGUACUUCCUCUUUAGUUUUGCUAUUACCCAGAUUCACCUUUUCUAAUUUAAUACCACACUCCUUUAUCCAGAUUUACUGCUGUGAGCAAUGUUGCCACUUCUGUGGUGAGGUGUUUUACAUACUGUGUGGCUUUAGCUUCGUUAGUGCUUAUGGUGCCAGGCAGGGAUGGGCUGGUAGACUCACUCUGCCUUUGCCUUGCUCCCAAACAACUUGUCAUGUGGUGCCCUAGAAGACUGAACUCUGCAAGGGGCAGUUAUAGGAGCUUUGAGGUAUCCUUGGCUGCUGUAAGAACAUCCUUGCCCCAUAUACAGUUCCUUUUCUUCUUUGUAUUCUGUGAAAGUCAGGGAUGCUCUGAAAGAAAGCAAUACCCACUGGAUGCAGGGCUUGAGGCCAAGUGGCAGUGAUGUCAUAUAAGGUUAAUUUAUUUAAAAUAUAUUUUUACUUAAAAGCAUUAUAGAUGUUCUUUUGCAUGGUGGUUAAUGCUGUUAACCAGCCAGUGUAGGGACCCUUGGCAGCAAACCAUUGUUGUCCCCUUAAUUUCCUUGAUUACCCACAGCUAAGUAUAAGAUUGUUUUCUACAUUUAUUCCAUCAGCCUUGAGAAAAAGCAAAGAACCCUGAAGAUGAAAAUGGAUUCUUUGGGCAAUGUGUCUCGAGAUGAGUCUGAAUUUGGGUCAUUAUUUCCUCACAGCAAUGAAUCAAAUGCUGUUCAGUCAUUGGAGCUAUGAUAAACUCUUCCAGUAUAGAAUUCUCUUCUCCUUAUCCUCUGACAUUUUAAGCAUCUCCUCUGUUCAUCCCACAUUGCCUUCUGCUGCUGAGAAGUACCUGCACUAAGUGAAGGGGGUUGUCUCCUUCCAAGCUUUGUCAUUUUUGUGUGUGUGUAUAUAAGAUGCCUCCAUGGCCAGUACACAAUAUGGUCCAUGAGUAGGGGUGUGUGUGUGAACAUGCUGUGUGAUGUUGGGAGAUUAAAAACAGAGUUAUGUAUAUUUUGUCUGUAAAAUAAAUGAUGUUUGAUAUAAAAGGAAAUAUUCUUUCUCUCAUGAUAGGAGCUCUGUCUGUAUUUUUGCUGUCUGUAUUUUUGUUUCUAGAAUUAAAGAAGACUGCCAACA